Molecule: messenger RNA, 3575 nt
Organism: Diachasmimorpha longicaudata
Lineage: Eukaryota; Metazoa; Arthropoda; Insecta; Hymenoptera; Braconidae
Gene: Nbr
Product: exonuclease mut-7 homolog
Exons: 7
Coding region: 182-2824 (880 amino acids)
Biological process (GO): nucleobase-containing compound metabolic process
Molecular function (GO): 3'-5' exonuclease activity; nucleic acid binding
Source: RefSeq, a predicted model, not a curated record
UCAGUCAAACCCCCAGAACUGAGCCUCUACUUUGGUCUAUCCUCUUUGGGGGCAGCAAUCACGAUUUUAAUUUGGUUGUAUUCGAUGAUUAGGGCAGGUACAAACGAGCCUCCUCAAUAGUCGCAAUCUACAAACGAUAUUAUUACAAAAAUAGUCUAAGGCUCAUAGUCUCCAGGGGAUAAUGGAGGAAGGGAGACACGAAGGAAAGCAUUCGAAGAAAGACGAUCCACAACCGUCUGGCAAUAGUCAAUCAGAAAAUCAAUCAAACUUGAUCUUUUUCACUUCUAUCGACGAGGCCACUAAGGCUUGGCUGAAAAAUCUGCAUCACGUUUGGAACCUCUGGAAAAAGAGCGAGGCUGUUACAAAAAUCCUGCAUGAUUACUUCGACACAGCUCCAAAUCCUUAUUUAAGUGCUUUACGACUUCUCGUUAACACCGCAGAUUUCCACAAUAUCAAACCGAAAGCCUCACUCGCUCUGACAGUGAUGAAUGACUUCGAAAAAUGGCUGUCAGUUAACAAAGCAGCCUACUCCGAAUGCCUGGUUCCAGAUUUGAAAGUAGCAGCUUUAAGACUUGUGAUGAAGCAGAAGAACUUGCAGCUGGUGAAACUAGUCUCUAGUGUGUUCGAGCUGGAGAGGGAUAAUGAAUUAUUUCCUCCUGUUUUAAAGAAAAUGUUACGGGAAAAAAAAUACAAAGAAGUUGCGCAAUACGCAACAAUUCUCCACCUCCAGUCGCACUUUUCUCACCCUGAGGAUCUCCUCCUCCCCCUCGUCCUCCAAACGAAGAACACAGUUGCCGAGGAAUUCUUGGCCUCCUACCCAGAGAUCCAAAAGACCUUCAUAAUGUACCUAGACGAUCUCUUAUCCCCCUCGAAGAUAAUGCAGCAAGUGCUCGACGAUUAUAUCCUGUACAACGACAUCCCAGACAUCAAGAUGUCGACGUGCUCUUCCCGUCCGAUGAUGAAGCUAAUCGCUCGUCUAGUCAAGGACUACAAUUUCCCCCCCGAAAUCUGUCCAAAUCUAAAUCUAAAGAGGGGAAAGAGUGCUCUCCACUUUCUCAUCUACAAGAGAUACGUCGAUGUAACCCUGAGCCUGGAGUGCUGGAGGGAAAUGGCAAGGGAGGCUGCGGGUAAUGACCCCAAUCUACAGUUGGCUCUGGUGAUGGGAACAUCAUCCUACGACAUUGACGAGUCUUGGUACUGGGUGAGAGCCUUCAACAUUCCCAAAGAUCAAUUGCCACUGCCAUUUGCCAACACGGACUACCAGGUCCCCAUGCAAUCAGGCAAAAACGAGCCACCCGAGGAGUCCUGGGACAAUCCUCAGGAUGGCAUCAAUUACCACACCCUGAGAAUCCCGAGGAAUCAAGUGGUGCUGGUGGAUACGGUCCAAAAGUUCUCUGAUUUCAUCAACCGAGGGCUGACGGGGAUAUCGAUGGUGGGAAUUGAUGCUGAGUGGAAGCCCUCCUUCGGGGUGAAGCGGAGUGAGCUUGCGCUGAUACAAGUAGCCACCGAGAACGCUGUGUUCAUUCUUGACGUGACAACACUGAGACCAGAUAAUUCUCAGAUAUGGAAGCAACUAAGUCUGAGACUUCUGGAGGACAAGAGUAUUGUUAAAAUAGGUUUUGGUCUGACGCAAGACUUGGCAAUGUUCAAGGAAUCACUGUCCGAUUUGGGGGACACCGUGAAAGGAGGACAGGCUGGAUUUUUGGAUCUCCAUCACCUCUGGAACAAGCUGGUGAGAGAGUACAAAGUGGAAUUUCCUUUCGAGGGGGAUCAGAAUUUCAAUGGCGAGAGUUUGAGCAAACUAGUGGAAAUAACACUGGGAAAUCGAUUGAAUAAGAACGAUCAGUUCUCCAAUUGGGAGAGGAGACCUCUCAGGGAGAGUCAGAUUGUAUAUGCAGCUUUGGAUGCCUAUUGUUUGCUGGAGGUAUGGGAUGCAAUAGCUGUGAUAUGUCUUGAUAGGGAUAUACCUCUCUUCGAGAUCUGUGGAGAGCUGAGGCAUCUCCCUCAUCAGUCCCCAAGUAAAGCCAUGAAGAAGACUAAGGAGGAGGCCCAAAAGGACAAGUCCACGGAGGACAUGCGGGCUGACAAAGGAGAAGACAAGAUUGAUGGGAAUUUGGAGAGUUGUAUACCUGCCCAUCAGUGGAGGGUUGUCUGUGAUUCUAUGUUAUGUGGGUUGGCUAAGCAACUCCGCAUGUGUGGCUGUGAUUGCGUUAAUAUUGGGUACGAUAGGGGUGGACAUAAAUCCGCACGAAUUGCUGCUAAUGAGAAGAGGGUGCUUCUGACACGUAAUACUAAUCAUCUGAAGUUGGCCGAAGGGGUGAGCUUACCCCCUGAGAACUGUUAUAAAGUCCUCAACGAUAAAUCUCACCUGCAAUUGCGAGAGGUACUGAGUCAUUUCAACAUUAAACUGACUGAAGAGGACAUCUUCAGCCGUUGUCAAAUCUGCAAUCGCGAUGAAUUUCUUUUACUAUCGAACAAUACCGUUUGGGAUCUGAUGAAAAGAUUUCCAAAUGGUAGCUACCACCCUCCCCCCAGGGGCAAUUCACGUUGCGAAAACGAUCGUACCACGGUGGAGAGUUCGUCUACGAAUAUUCCAACUCAACCGAGAAACCAUCGUUCAUGGUCACUAUCAACACCACUGAGUACCACGAACUGUACGACGAAGUAUGGGGCUAAAAUUCAAGUGGAAAAGGUACCAAGAAAUGUUCUAAAAUCAGUAACUCAAUUUUACGUGUGCGAGGGCUGUGGCAAAGUAUACUGGGACGGCUCCGAGAUCAACCAAACUUUAAAUGAAAUAUUGAAGGACAUUAUAAGUCGAAAUUGAGGUGAGUUUAACAAAUUGUCUUCGAAGCUACACGUGAACAUUUCUCCUGUACCUCCUUCAGGAAAAUUAAAUUACGAAGAAUACUUUGGCUUAUCCAAGAUAGACAUUUAGGCUUUCAGUAAGUACAUUUAAAAAAAACCGACUAAACUUCCAUCUACGGACUUUGGGUCUCGCAUAAAGUCGAAUGUUAAAUAUAAAAAUUGAAGGGGAAAAUUUCAGAAACGUAUAUUUGUUGAUUGUUGAAUUUUUUCCUCACUUUAAAAAAUACGUGUCUGGUAUUUCCCCGGAGAGUUUAAUAUUUCAUCUUUUAGAAAAUCAUAAAAACUAUGCAACAGCCCAAUUUGUUCAUUAAUAUUAAUAACCAUGGAGUGGAUCAGUUUGAUGAAGUGAACUGUCUUCAAUUGAGUCGAUGAGUCAUAAAUACGUCUCAUACGCUUAGGGACCGAUUGUUUAAACCGGCCCAAUCUAAACUCAUAGUACAACAUGCUGUCAACGUUUUCUUAUCUUCUAUUGUUCAUCCUUUUGUUGGUUUUUUAAUUAUAUACAUAAAUAUAAAUAUAUAUUUUUGAGUUUGAAACAUUUUUCUACGCGUAUUAUGCAGUGACUGUAAUAAUGGUUCGCUCCCUCGGGGCUGAGGCAUAACUUUGUGAUUCAUUAAUUUUCUUCGUAUAUAAUUAACAGAUAUAAGUAUGGUUGUAAGGUGACACAAGGUAUUUGGUUAAGAAUAAAGCAAAUCACUGAUUCAGAGGAA